This is a messenger RNA of Rana temporaria (common frog), 457 nucleotides long. RefSeq names its product fibrocystin-like. The transcript is spliced from 3 exons. The record is from RefSeq and is a predicted model, not a curated record. Bases 7 to 453 code for a protein of 148 amino acids. Lineage: Eukaryota; Metazoa; Chordata; Amphibia; Anura; Ranidae.
CAGAUAAUGACUUUAAUAGGUGUCCACUUUGGUGAAGUCAGCAUUGCAGAGUUUGGUUCUUAUCCAUGUUUACUAUGGACAUACAACUGUACAACAAUCACAUGUGUUGCAUCUUCCCAGACUGAUGAUGUGUAUGGGGGAAUUGUAAGGAUUAAAACUGGCCAGCACUGGAUCACCUUCCCUGAACAGAUUCAAUUUGACUCUUCAUUAAACCCUGCAAUCACUUCCAUCACUCCAAAUGUGAGCAGCACAGCAGGUGGUAAAGCCUUUAUAGGCCUUUCAGACUUUGACAACAGCAAUCGUUCUGAGCUACAGGUCAAAGUAAAUGACGUUUCUUCACAAGUCCAAAGUGUGACCCCACAAGGAAUACUGGUGAUUCUUCCCCAAUUUCCAUCUGGAUUAUACAACUUAUCUGUUGCAAUUAAUGGGGUCCUCCUCAAAUCUAUCGGGUAAGCAU